Molecule: messenger RNA, 4808 nt
Organism: Bicyclus anynana (squinting bush brown)
Lineage: Eukaryota; Metazoa; Arthropoda; Insecta; Lepidoptera; Nymphalidae
Exons: 3
Coding region: 246-704 (152 amino acids)
Source: RefSeq, a predicted model, not a curated record
CCUCCGACCUCGUCAGCGAAUGAACGCUAGCUCGCGUCGAAAUCAGUGGCGAUAUAAAAAAGUUGACUUUUUUGUAUAAAAAUCGUGCUGUGUCUUAUACUUAUCAAGUGUGGACUUUGGAUUAUUAUUUCUGUAAAAUUUUGCGGAGGAUCUUCAAGGAUACAGUGAAAAACUGGAAAUAAUAGUGUCGCCACGAUGAAGAGCCUGUGAACGUUCGGUGCUGGGCGUGAGCGGCGCCUCACGAGAUGACCUCCGAGCGAGCCAUCCCUCACCUGAGGGACAUCUUCGGCCUCAACCAGCAGUACGACGGCAAGCCCUUCGACGACAACGACGACAAAACCAAAAAGUCCAUCCGCAAGAAAAAGGAGGACUACAGAACUUACGCCAAUGGAGACGUCAAAACCCUCGAAAGACAUCUCAGCAUGAAGAAAACUAUAAGGAAAAAGAUAAUGCGCGACCUGCAGCAGGCCUUCGUUGAAGACCCGAACGAGUUUAAAGUCGAGAACACGAGCCCGGAGAAGCUGAAGUCGGAACUCAGCGCGGAGGCGGUGAAAAUAGAGAAGAAUGUGCGGAAAAACGAUCCCACGUUCCUGGACAUGCUCCGGGGGGAGACGCGGGGCGAGGAGGCGAGGGAGGAGCAGCCCACGGCGGAGAAGACGAGCUUCUGGCGACGUCUCACCAUGAAGAACAAAAAUAAGAGAUAAUCUGCUCGCGCGUCGUCGCCACUCUAUUUAGCUAAUCCGCAAAUCGGAACGGAGUGUUACUUUUUGCGUUAACAAAUAGGUUCCUAGAUUUUAUAAUUUAAGUAUAAGAAAUUAAACUAGUGAUGUACCCUGUAAAGAGUCAUUAAAAAACUUUGUCGACCGACAUUGAAGCAUGACUGCAACGUUCCUACAUAUACUCCUAAGUAAAAUAAGGAAGGAGAAAGAUGCAAUAGGGGCAAAGCACAGCACGAGGAUAAGUAGGUAAAUAGAUGCCAAUCAUGUGUGCAUCAUGCAUGCCAAAAUACACUGCCCGCGAUUAGUUUCUACCUACAUAAUAUUAAGUGAAGGUCUCAUUGUAAUGUUCCUAUAUAUUUAACUACUUACCUCGUGCUUACCCUCACGACACCUGUGCAGCCAAUAAUGUGAAGCACACACAGCCGAAAUCAUGCUUCUGUGUCACAGUGAAAUCUCAAAAAGCGACAAAUUGCAAGAACGAUACGGUCACAUGUAUUUGUAUUAUUAAUUUGUUACUCAUUUGUCGCUGAGUAAGUUUCCAAGUUAACAAUCGUCACAGAGUCACGUUAUCAAACAAAAGCAUGUGGUGGUAAGACCUUCCUCAAUUUUGAAAAACUGAAAUUUCGUCAGCUCAUGCUUUUACCCUAAUAAGUAACCACGGGAGGCAACUAUAAAAUUUGGACCGUUGUGUUCAAGCCACAACGCUACCUGCUAUCUUCCAAAACCAUCACUAUCCAAAUUUCAUAGACGCCGACCGUAUUUAAUUUCCUAUAGUAGGUAUAAAAUCACCAUCACAGGUUUUCAGUCCAUUAUAGAACUUUGACUUUUUCAAAAGAGCAACUGUUGAGUUUCUUGCCGGUAUCUUCUCAGCAGAACCUGCCUUCCGAACCGGUGGUAGAAUCUUUACAAAUAGUCAACUGACUACUCGUACACAUUAUAAAUCUGUCAAUAUCUAGGUUAACGCAUAAAGUUUCACUCCUCACUCCGCCAGUUCAAACCCAACACAAGCUGUGCUGUGCUUCGUUUUAACUGUACGGCAGAUUGAGUUUAUUGUUUUUUUAAACCUUCGCCUUUAAAUUAGCUAUCCUUUGCUUUGAUUUUGUUGAGAGUUAUAUGUAUGCAGACUGAGUUUAUGUUAGGAACUAGAGACUAAAAUGCUACAAAAUAUUUAAAAAUCACUCGUUGUUAUACUGUCUGUAUUUAUGUUGUCACUUGUAAUUGUACCUAUACAGAACAGAAUAUAUGUUGGCAAGAAAAUAACAGGAGCUUCUUAAAGGUACCAUAAAAUCUGAAACGACGCUUUGCGUAUUAAGCUCGCGAUACGAGCAGGUAGAUCGGAGGUCAAAAUCUUUAAAAAUAUAUUUUAAAACUUUUAUAGUAAUGCACCCGACAUUUCUAUGGCUACGAACAUUUCAAGGGUCUCGUCCAAUGAGACGGUAUGGCAUCAGCUCAUUUACUGGAAUUAAUAUGACAUAACGAAUACUUAAUUCAGAUAUACCAAACAAAAGAGUACCUAAUUUCAUUACAAAAUGAGCAAUUUGAUUGAAAAUCCGAAGUCAUGAGGUACCUAUAUAUUAUGUCGUAAGUCCUCAAGGUCGUAAUUUCGAACUUAACUCCGACCCCGCUUCGUAACAAUAUCACGUAUCUGUACUAUUUAAUUUAUUAUGAAACGUGGUAUCGAACGGCUUAGAAAACUGUAAUAAUGUCCUACUAAUUGUAAUUAUUUUAUAUUAAAACCAUUAGAGAGCUGAGUCUGUGACAGUCAGAUUGUCAUAUUAUAAAAGAUGAAUGUUUGUCAACACUUGGUACAGUAGACAGCUAUGAAGUUUGGAUCAUAGUAGCUUUGCUUAUCAAAUUAUCCAAGUAGAUGUAUUGCGAAGGUUUGUUGUCUCUCAAAGCCAUCACGGUCCAAACAAGUAACGUAAGUACCAAGAAUACAAAAUCCUCGAAGUAGGUUGGUUCGAGUUUACAGAACAGGUAUGGUAUCAUCUUUGCAUCUACAAAGUGCAUGAUCCAAACUCUUCAGUCCUGCAUUAUUAAUAAAUAAAUAAUUAUAGUAUUUAUCUAUGGCAAGAAUGCUCUUAGCAUUGGUAAGAACGAUACAAACAACACAGAUAAGUAAGUAACGACAAACUGUCAGCUUUUAUAAUAUGACGAAAGUCAGGCCGACGCAGGCUCUGGCUCUAUAAGCUAUAAUACAAAAUUUAAACUUCCUAAACGAAAAAUAAUAGAGGAAAAUAACCAAUAAAGAGGGCCCUGAUCUAUCGGUUAAUCGAGUCUAUGGUAGCGUACAACUGCAGUAAAUCGAAAACCUAUGAACUCUAGUAGGUAAUGGUGCAGUCGAUGCGUUUUGAGAAAUGUAAGAAAUUAAUGUAAAAUACAAUAAUUUGCAAUAUUGAUUCGCGAAAGUUAUUAAGUAUAUAUUUUGGUGCAAUGUUUAUCAUAAACUCUGAACUUUUUCCAACUACUUUUUUACAUAAUGCAAUUUUUUAAAGCAUACCUCUAAGGAAACUAUGCGAAGACUGCAUUUUACAUAUUUUAUACCUAUUUGAUGUCUUUUGUAAUAGAUUUAAUAAUCGGUGUUACAUUUAUAUUAUAUUCUAGGUACGUCUAAUGGCUGCUAUAGUAAAUAUUGUUAAUUUGGUUUUUACACAAAUAUUUAAAACAUUUCUUUAGGAAGGGUAAAUCAUAUCGUGUCUAUUAGCAUAAGUGCCCACUUGUAAUUAUUGUUUUUGUUUUAGGGGUACCUACUUAAUACAUUGCGAUUAAAGCAAUCGCAAAGAGAGUGCCGAGUUCGAAUACUUCAUUAUGGAUGUUGAUGUUGGAACUAACGCCUAAUUCGGUCUACUUUAGUAUUUUAGUCGAGUACGAACUAUUUUAGGAUUUACCGCCCAAAAAUUGUUCGUACUUGACUGAAAUACUAAAGUAGUCUAUCCGGCUUAAAAGAGAUUUUACCCUCGUGCUACAGUAGCGCCCUCUCUAUUUAAAUGUUCACACACAGAGAUAUUUCUACUUCUACCUUCAAAAAUGUCCCUAUUUUAUCAAGCCUGCAAGAGUCCUUUUCAACAAAAUUAAGAUAUUUGCGUAAAACCGAAUUAACAAGUAAUGUCUUUUUACAACUGUUUUACUAUCUAUUUAAUAUUCGAUUUAAAAUAUCUAGAUCAUAAUAAUAAAUAUGCAUAAUAAUAAUAGUAAGGCGCUUGUUAAAAUGGAAUUAAAUAGGGAUUUUAUACAUUAUUUUAAUAGUUUAUGAAACGGAGACAAAGUGAUGUGCAUUUUUGGCAACAGCUAACAAGUGUGUAUAUAUGUAUGUUCGUCUGUUGCCAUUUUUCUAUUGCUAACUGAUUUGUUAAAGGUCUUGGCAUUAUGGUACAAUCUUUAAAUAAUUAUUUACGUUAAAAUCAAUAACAAUCAUAAUUGUUUAACUUCAAUUGGAUUACUAGCGCCAUCUAUCAGAGGAUAGUAAAAUUUGAAUUAUUCGCAUAAUCCUGAGGGGAGUCUGUUAUUAAUGAGUUAUUAAAAAAAACAUUUACUAUAUUUUAAAUGACUUUCUUUCCUACAAUUAGAUAAAAGUAGUUCUUUCUUACGCAUCUCAUCACUCUACGAAUGGAAACACGUGGAAGGUUCUGGGAACGAUUCUCGGUGGGAGUCUUUAAAUGAUUUUAUUAUUUUUUGAUGGGCUAAAGUUUAGGCAGCUUCCGUCGUGGCUGGCUAAGACCGUAGGUUCUGUAAGUGAUUUAGCGUUCUGAUAUUAAGGGAUAAAUAAUUGUUACUAUCCCAUACAUAUUUAUACGUAAAACAUCAUCGAGAAGGAAAAAUUGCACCGUCACUUACCUUCAGGCGGCAUUGAGCGCUAACUUGUCAGCGAAUAAAAUAUAGAUGUCGACAUCACAGGCUACGAACUGCUUUUAAUGAAACCUUUUGCUAUAUAAAAAAUUAAUCUCAUUGUACAUGUGAUGUAACUGAUAAGUUGUAGUACGUAGUUAGAUGUAAAGAUAUCGUAAGCGGUAACUUAGUAGGUGUAACGUAGCGUUUCCUUGUUUUUACGUUAAUGACUAUUAUUGCAAUAUAAAAUAAUUUUACACAUUU